AUGGCUGACCAAAAUCAAACAACCCCAGAAAAAAUACUCCCGGUGGUCCACCGUUACAUCACCACCCACGAUGAGUCUGGAAAUGCAACAUUCAACACCGGGGUCGGAGAGGAGAUUGAAUUUGAGCGCUCGCCUCUCGGUGCAGACAUGUUCCUGUCCUACAGCGGCAAUGCUCUCCCAGCACCCCUUUCUCAUGACGCCGACCUUGACACGUACAAGGGCCACCUUGUCAAGAAGCCGGAGUCUUUUAUGAUACCAAAUGGCUUCGUCUCGCGCUACAUCGACUAUCAUCCCGGGGCUGCGCCUCUGUGGCACCGCACCAUCACUCUCGACUUCGGCGUUGUGAUUGAGGGUGAGAUCCAGCUCGAGCUGGAAAGCGGAGAGAAGAGGAUCUUGAAAAAGGGUGACGUUGCGGUUCAGCGUGCCACCAACCACGCCUGGAGCAACCCAAGCAAGACUGAGUUUGCAAGAGUGUUUUACGUCGCGCUUGAUGCUACAGCUCCAAUCGUCAAUGGGAAGGAGCUUGCUGAGUCGUUGGGCGUCGUAUCUCACAAAUAG
Clonostachys rhizophaga is the source of this 558-nucleotide messenger RNA. The record is from the annotation of a GenBank genome assembly. NCBI's taxonomy places the organism in Eukaryota, Fungi, Ascomycota, Sordariomycetes, Hypocreales, Bionectriaceae.